This is a messenger RNA of Bicyclus anynana (squinting bush brown), 10707 nucleotides long. RefSeq names its product fibroblast growth factor receptor homolog 1 (gene Btl). NCBI's taxonomy places the organism in Eukaryota, Metazoa, Arthropoda, Insecta, Lepidoptera, Nymphalidae. Gene Ontology annotation, cellular component: signaling receptor complex; membrane. Gene Ontology annotation, molecular function: fibroblast growth factor receptor activity; ATP binding. Gene Ontology annotation, biological process: multicellular organism development; positive regulation of cell population proliferation; protein phosphorylation. The coding region runs from base 279 to 2843 and encodes 854 amino acids. The transcript has 15 exons. The record is from RefSeq and is a predicted model, not a curated record.
CUACGAUUAUCUUCAGUCUUGACUCAACCCCCGAACUGUGCGGACGUUCGAAGAGUGUCGCAGAUUCUGAAAAAAAAUUCAACUCGAUAUCGUUUCAUCGUGAACUUAAUCGUGUUGAGUGACAUUUGAGUGUUGUGCUGAUUUUCUUGUGACCUCUAUCGAUAUUUUUGACUUAAUUAUAUCGUUGUGACAUUUAGUUUUCGAUGUGCACGGGAAUUGUACUCGUUUCCCGUAGCUGCAACUAAUGGAUCCCAAUAAGACGAGUUGAACGCUGAAACAUGAGACCGGCGGCCAUUGCGUUUUGGCGCGAAAUGCCAAUCGCCGUCACCUUCGCGCUGGCGGCGCUAGUGUGCGUGUCGGCCAGAGACAUUGUGCUGGAUGAGAAUUACACUGUGAUAGCAGCGUCGACGAAUGAGAGGCUGCGACUGGUCUGCGGACUGAAGCCGAGGAACCAGGUGCACACCGUCCGGUGGCUGAUUGACGGGAAACCCCUCGACAACCAGCUGAGGCCGAGAGUUGUGCAGCUAAAACAAUGGUUAAAAAUAAAAGCAUUCCGAGCCAAAGACGCCGGGCUGUACACGUGUCAUAACGAAGAGGAUAAAGGCAAGGAAAUGAGCGUCACAAUCAAACAUAAGCCAGAUCUAAGCUCUGACAACAUUGAAGAAUAUCAAUCAGAUGUCGACGUGCUUAAGCCGAUGCCUGAAAUACUUUCCCAACAUUCCGCUCCACUAGUUGAGAACAACACAAUCGAAGAGAACGCGACAGAUCCUAGACUCAAGUACAAGGAGUACGACGUUGCCAAGGACGAUGAUAUUGACGACAAAAAUGAGAAAGAACAUCUCAAUUACGGCCAUGUAGAUGUUACUAAAUCAAAAUAUGCCCCGAAGUUCAAACAUCCCACAAAAUUGUUUAAGAUGGAAAUGAAGCCUGCGGGAAGCUCUAUACGUUUUAAAUGUGCAGCUGAAGGUAAUCCUAUGCCGAACAUCACCUGGUACAAAAAUAACGGUACACCGAUAUCGAGGAGUUUCUUCAAACCUUCAUACGGCAAAUGGUCUAUGGCAAUCGACGAACUAACGAAAGCCGAUAACGGAAACUAUACCUGCAAAGUGUGUAAUGAAUUGGGAUGUGUUGAACAUACUUACACACUACAUAUACAAGAGCGUCUAUACGCCAAGCCCGUCCUAACCGUAGCAGCUGUGAACCAGACCAAAGUGGUCGGCUCCACUGCGGUGUUCACCUGCGAAUUCCUCACAGACCUCCAUCCAUACAUUUACUGGAUGUACUUCAAUAAAAACGAGUACAUAUAUAAUGAGACCACCACAGACCCCUCUUCGAAGGAGUCCGUUGUUUACGAAGAUCUAACUAAAUUUGUUACGAGUGAUAAUCCAGCAGACAAACCAGAACAGUUGACCAUCUAUAAUGUUACGAAAGAACACGAGGGUUGGUACGUGUGUGUAGCACUUAACUCUCUCGGCAACACUACGGCCAAAGGAUAUCUUACAGUGCUGGAUUCAUUACCAGAAACAAAACCCCUCGACCAUGGUAAACAUAGCCUACUUAUAAACAUAUUGACGGCUGUGUUAGGCGCCAUGUUCUUCGUCGCUGCCAUCAUAGUAGUGAUGAUAUUCAAGAGGCUGAAAGAAGAGAAGAUCAAGAAGCAAUUAGCUAUAGAGACUGCGAGAGCAGUGAUAGUUACGCAUUGGACCAAGAAAGUGACUGUGGAGAAACCUCAGAUGAAUGGAUCAGUAAAUACUACUGGAGAAGGAUUACUAAUGCCAGUUGUCAAGAUCGAGAAGCAAAAGCUCUCCCAAGUACAGAGUAACUGCGACUCAAUGAUGAUGUCAGAAUACGAACUGCCGGUGGACAUAGAUUGGGAGGUUCCUCGGGAAUCUCUCAGUAUAGGCAAGGUGCUCGGAGAGGGAGAAUUCGGAAAGGUUGUGAAAGCGGAAUGCGUCGGAAUUGUUAAACCUGGAUUACAGUCUGUUGUAGCUGUUAAGAUGUUGAAAGAGGGUCACACAGACGCGGAAAUGAUGGCGCUGGUGUCAGAAAUGGAGAUGAUGAAGAUGAUUGGCAAGCAUGUCAACAUCAUUAAUUUGUUGGGAUGCUGUACUCAAGAUGGACCACUUUAUGUCAUCGUCGAAUACGCACCAAAUGGCAACUUACGAGAAUUUCUAAGAAACCAUAGGCCAGGAAAUAGGUACGAAUCAGAUGCAGAAGAUAAAGUAAAGAAAACGCUAACACAAAAGGAUUUAGUGUCAUUUUCAUACCAAGUAGCGCGAGGAAUGGAGUAUUUAGCAUCUAGAAGAUGUAUACAUCGUGAUCUCGCCGCUCGCAACGUCCUCGUGUCGGACGACUGUGUCCUCAAGAUAGCGGACUUCGGUCUAGCGAAGGACGUCCACAGCAACGACUACUACCGGAAGAAGACUGAGGGCCGCCUGCCCGUGCGGUGGAUGGCUCCCGAGUCGCUGUACCACAAAGUGUUCACCACGCAGACUGAUGUCUGGUCGUUCGGUGUGCUGCUGUGGGAGAUCAUGACGCUGGGGGGUACGCCGUACCCCACGGUGCCGGGCCAGUACAUGUACCAGCACCUCAGCGCGGGACACAGGAUGGAGAAACCGCCUUGCUGCAGUCUAGAAAUAUACAUGCUAAUGCGCGAGUGCUGGUCCUUCUCCCCCGGCGACCGGCCGUCUUUCACCGAGCUGGUGGAGGACCUGGACAAGAUCCUCACCGUCACCGCCAACCAGGAGUACCUGGACCUUGGCCUCCCGCAGCUCGACACCCCCCCGUCCAGUUACGACGGGUCAGGGGACGAGAGUGACAGUGAAUUCCCGUUUAUAAAAUAAAAACUUUUCUUAUGACUGUUGUAUAAUAUGCUAUAGAGAAUAAACUUUGAUUAUCUUCUCUUAGAAAUCUUGGAAGUGAUAAGUGCCUUAAUUGAAUUAAUAAAAAUUCGAUCUUAAAAUACAUGGAUAGUUCAACUAUUUAAAAGAAGUAGGUACCUACCUAAAUGACUUUUAUGUAAGACUAGCGGACACCCGCGACUUCGUCCGCGUGGACGGACGAAUUUAGUUUUUCAAAAAUUCCUCGGGAAUCAUGGAUUUUUCCGGGGUAAAAAGUAGCCUAUGUGUUUAAUCCAGACUAUAACAUAUCUUUAUACCAAAUUUCAGCUAAUUCGGUUCAGUAGUCCAGGCGUGAAAGAGUAACAAACAUUCAUAACAUCAAAAUCAUCAGUAUCAAUCUCGGGAAACCAUAGAUUUUUUCGGGAUAAAAAGUAGCCUAUGUGUUAAUCCACUGUAAAAUCUAUUUUCAUUCCAAAUUUCAGCCAAAUCGCUUUAGUAGUAGCGACGUUAAAGAGUAACAAUCAGCCAAACAUACAUCCAAACAUCAAUACAAACUUUCGCGUUUAUAAUAUUAAUAGGAUUUUCCCUUGGUCUACUGCAACUAAUAGUUUUUUAUCCAUAAACACUCUCAUGAUAACAUACAAGUAACAAUCCAGUAAUUUGAUACUUUACAUAUGUUACAUGCCUACAAAAUCACCACAAAAAGUGUUAUAAAACAAAACUUAUAAUUAAAUUCGAUGAUAUUUAAAUGUAAGUACAGUGUAAAACUGGAAAUUUAAUAUCAAAUAUCAAGGAGCUGGGACACUUCAAAUGUCUUUGAGCAUUUUGCCUGAAAUAAAUAUUGAAAUUAGUAAUGGUACCGUUGACUAACGUACGUCUGUUUAAACGGCUGGAUGAAAUGUGGUGAAUUUUUAAUUAAUUCUAAUUAAACUCUUUUCCUCCUUGUUACACAAAGAGUUUCUUGAGCGACAGUUUCUUUCUUCCUUCCUUGCGUUGUAUUCCUCAUUACUGAGGGUCGUGACUCCUCUUCUUCUUUCUUCGCGACGAUGACGAUUGACGAUGUCGCGCCAUGUGGCUCGGCUUUUCGUGACUUGCAGAGCCUCGUGUACCUUGGUGUCGAAAGUGGCGCGGAUUUGGUCUGACCACAGGGCUACGUGCUCAAAUUUCUUUCAAACCUAACUAAUAGUAACUCACUAAUGCGAAAAAGAAACUCUCUAACUUAUAUCUAACUUCUAAAGUAGGUAAGCUUCUGUCUUUAUAAUAAACGCAAUAAAAUCGAAACUCUUCUCGGACCAAGGCGCGUUUGGAACCCUCGUAACUUUAAUGUUAAGUUUUCAACCAAUUAUUAUCAACAUUAUCUAAUAAUAUAGAAGUGAAGCCUCUUUACAAUUAUUUUUUUUUUAUUCUAAAGAAAAUUUCUUGUCUAUAAUUAUUACACGAAAAGUUAAUGUUGGCAGCCCUUAAUUACAGGUCAUUCUGUAGUAGCUAUUCGUGAGGUAGGUAUGCAGCGAGUAGUAGGUAUUUAGCGUUCAAAGCGCAUAAUUACCCAGUCUCUGCAAGACGUUGUACGAUAUCAGCAAUCAGCAUGCCGUCUGGAGUCGGGUCAUAAUUUUGCCAUAAUCUUCUAAAACAUUCUUCAAAUAUAUAACUAAGGGAUUCAUUAGCUAACUAAUUUUACCCGACUGCAAGAAGGGUUAUGUUUUUCGCGCGUAUCUUGUAUGUAUGUAUGUAAUAUUUAUUAUUACCUCAUAUCUUCCAAACCACUGAUUUACGUAAUUAGGAUAUCGUUAGAUUUGUCUCAAUAACCCAAGUGUUCUUAGAUAGGAAAGUAAAAAAAAAUAACAAGACGACUGUGAGACUCGAGGUGAAAAAUUUUUUUUUUUCUGAUAUUGCAGUAUGGGUAUCAAAUUCAAGAGCUUUUUGUGAGGAUUCUAAAAUGGUAUAUCAUGGCCAUGUUUUAAAAAAACUACAAUUAGAAAAACGUUAUUUAUUAGUUGUCUAUACAAAAUACGCGAGGCGGAUGACUAUAGGUGCGAGCAGGUUGGUGAAGUGAAGUUAUAAAAUAGACCUAUUAAAUAAUGUAGAAGAAAAUCAUUCUAUCCAAUAUCUAAGGUCCCGACUGUUUUCUAAUUGCUUUCUACACUUCUCGACUGAGCUUGUUUUUUUUCUUUUCAGUUUUUUUUUACUUUAUGCAGUCGGGUUUUUUUAUUUGUUUAAUUAAUUAAUUUAUUAAUUACAUAUUAGGUUAUAUUAUUUUUGGUGAGUAGGUACCUACCUUCAUCUCGAUGACGAUCAACUUUUUAUUUGCAAUGGUACAUUAUCUCUUUCCGACGCUCAGAAAUUUUCAUUUCCUGGUAACUCAGUUAGCUACCAGAAUCAAGAAUUUUCGUAUUUUAAAAGUUAUUCGUCUCAUCGAGACGAAGCUAGCCACGAAAAAUUAACUUGUUAGUAAUCAGAUGUAAAAAAUGUUCUACGGAUCCCUGACUAUUACUUUGUAAAAAAUAGUUCUUAAAAUUCUUGUACAAAAUGUACCUAGUUAUCAAUUAUAAUUAGAAUGUAGAUGCAAAUAUAGCGUAAAAAUAUUACUUAGUAAUUUAUAACAUACUAGCGGACGCCCGCGACUUCGUCCGCGUAAAGUUCGUUGUCAACUUUACUACUACCUCUACCCUACCCUACCCCUACCCUACCACUACCCCAAUCCUACCCCUACCCUACCCAACCCGUACCUCUACCCUACCCCUACCUUACCUACACCCUACCCCCACCCUACCCCUACCCUCCCCGUACCCUAUCCCUUUCCUACCCCUAUCCCACCCGUACCCUUAUCUCACGCCUCCUACCCUACCACUUCCUUAUCCUACCCUUACCUCUACCCUACCCCUACCCUACCUCUACCCCGGCCCUACUGCUUCCCUACCCGUACACUACCCUACUCUACAAAUUCUCUAUCUUACUCCUACCCUUAGCAAAAUCGGUGCAGCCCUUCGAGAGUGGUGGUAUGACCAAGGGAAAUAGAGACUUCUAUGCUAAUAAUAUAAAGAGGUGAAGUUUGUGUGGUUGUAGGAGGUAAUCUCUGGAUCUACUGGACCGAUUUGGAAAAUUGUUUUACCAAUAGAAAGCUACGUUAUUUGCGAGUGUCAUAGGCUAUGUUUGAUCCCCAUAUUCACACGGGAACUACAUAAAUGAAAGCGCGGGGCGUCAUAUAGCGGAAUUUCUGCGUCUUUUAGAAAUUUUGUAUUAUCUCCGAAACUAUUUAAGUAAUUAACAUUCUGUAAAGGGCAAAUCUUAUCUCCAUAAUAUCCUUGUGGUUAUUAAAUAAUUUAUUUUAAUAAGGAUUAAAGUUUAGUUGUAUAAAUAAUAACGUAAACCUAAGUAUAUAAAAUUAAUAAUUUUUAAAACACAAAAGGUACUAUAUCUGCUAAUAUAUAGAAGAUAGAUAUAUGGUGUCGCGGACUUUUUUGUAGAACUUUUAAAGACAUAAAGUCUCCAUACAUUAAUUUCAAUUUUACACAAUAGUUAAGGCAGCGCAUGCGAAUAAGUCUGUUUAAGAGGAUUUUCAGUCCGACCUGUAUGACAAAAACUGUGAUAACUCGGCUAAUAUAUAUGAUACCAAUAUAAAAUAUAACCUAUAGCACUCCCCGAUAAUGUAGCAUUCUACUGGUAAAAGAAUUUUUAAAAUCGGACCAGUAGUUCCGAAGAUUACCCCAUUUAAAAAAUGUGACAAACUUACAAACUUUACCUCUUUAUAAUAUUAGUAUAGACUACGUAUAUAUAUCUUUUACAAAAUUAAGUUAACACAAAACACUAUAAUUACACUUACUAAGUUUUAAUUAAUUUAUAUACACAACAAUCGAAAUAAUACCAUAAAACGAAAUAAUAACUAAUUACACGAAAUACGUAUGACGAAAGUCGAAAGUCGAAACGAAACGAAUAAAAUAAAAUUACAAAUUAUUUAUUUGAAUUUAAAGUUUAAACCUGAUUACCUGAACCUAAACAAAGAAAGUACGACGUAUCUAAACUAUAAAUUAAAACUUAAAGUAUGUCUCUAAUCUCUAUUUCUAAAUCUAAAAGCAAAUACGUAAAUAGACAGACUACAGAGUCAGACAAACAGUACCUAGCUAACUUUAACUACCUACGUGGUACGUGCCUACUGCCUAGAAGUAGAACAUAAUCAUUAAUAAUUAACAUCGACUUGCCAAAAUCUAAGUAAAUUUUCACCACCAUCACCAAUGUAUGAACAAUCAAUUUCGAGAAUCAUGUAGUCGGCAUAAAUCUCCCUAGCGCCGUACAAAAAUAUGGUGUUUUUGCUCAACGCCAUCUAUUGGUAAAUGGAUAAAACGCCUACAUAGAGUUUAGUAACCAAAAAUGCUGAUCCCUAUAAAAUACGUAGAAACCUAUAGAGGAAGGUUCAACUUAAUUUGGCGGUUGGCGCUUAAACAUAAGCGGCAUUCCGCCUUUUAGAAAUUUUGUAUUAUCUCCGAAACUAUUUAACUAAUUAACAUACUGUAAAGGGCAAAUCUUAUCUCCAUAACAUCCUUGUGAUUAUUAAAUAAUUUAUUUUGAUAAGGAUUUAAGUUAAGUAGCAUAAAUAAUGACGCAAACCUAAGUAUAUAAAAUUAAUAAUUUUUAAAACACAAAAGGUACUAUAUCUGCUAAUUUAUAGAAGAUAGGUAUAUGGUGUCGCGGACUUUUUUGUAGAACUUUUAAAGAUACAUAAAGCCUCCAUACAUUAAUUUCAAUUUUACACAAUGGUUAAGGCAGCGCAUGCGAUUAAGUCUGCCUAAGAGGAUUUUCGGUCCGACCUGUAUGACAAAAACUGUGAUAACUCGGCUAAUAUAUAUGAUACCAAUAUAAAAUAUAGCCUAUAGCACUCCCCGAUAAUGUAGCAUUCUACUGGUGAAAGAAUUUUUAAAAUCGGACCAGUAGUUCCGAAGAUUACCCCAUUUAAAAAAUGUGACAAACUUACAAACUUACAAACUUUACCUCUUUAUAAUAUUAGUAUAGAUGUACGAGUAUUAAGAAUUACUCAAGAGAACUUACUUUUUUACCUUCUCUCAGAACUCUUGGAAGUGAAAUAAGUGCCUUAAUUUUCGAUUGAACUGAAAAUAAUUCGACGUUUGAUAAUUUAACUGUAACGAAAAACUUACAAACUAUCUAUGUGAACGAGCUGAUGGAUUACAAUUUAUUAUGUUCAGUUACCUAAGAACACAUAUUAGGUAAUUAAUGAAUUAUGUGCUGUAGUAAGCGCAUUAUCAAGUGAGAGAUUAAGAGAGUUAGGGCCAACAAUCUUUUUCCUAUGUCUCUGUAAUAAAAUUAAGUCCUAAAAACUCAGUUGAUAAAGUGCUGUAUUUACUUGAAAAAAGAAGAAAUGCCUUCUCUUACAAAUCUUGAAAAUGAAAAGAGCUUGAGAGUUGAUGAUUCAGCUGUCUUGAAUACAUCGCGUUAAAAUAAUAGAUGGGGCUACAUGUAAAUUGAAUUACGACAAAAAAUAAUAGUUUUUAGUAAAUCAUCAUCAUAAGAUCAUUAUAAUCCAAUUUUAAAGGCCAGGCCUUCUUAUACGAGUGGAUAUGGAGCUUAGACCCACCACGCUGGUCCAAUGGCGGGCUAAUUAGUCAUUUUAUGUCUACAAAAUUAAAAUAAGUUAGAUGUGACAUGUCAAUAUUUUCCCACCUUAGUAAUUUAUUAGAACAGACUCAACAAGUAGUCUUGCAAACGUAUUGUUUGCUAUGUAUUAUGUAGAUAUGUAUUUAGUUAAACAAAUGAGUUGAAUAGUAUUAUAAUGUCUUUAUGUAUUUAUUUUGACUGAAUGUCGUGAAUGUGCAUGUUUUAUUUAUAAGUUUUUUUUAUUACCUGAGAGAAUUUUGACAAUCUGUAGGAAAAUAUUUAAUUUAUAAUUGAUAAGUUCAACUAUCAACAAGUUUACACUUUUAUUAAUUAAUUAUAAUUAUUAUUUAUAUGUAAGAAACAUUUAUUUUUUAAGUAAUGAAGUUUAUUUGAAGACUGCAUGCAAAAUGUUUUUUUUUGCAAUAUUAAAAGGUAGAUAUUUUUUGUAUGUUUGCUAUUUUUUGUUAAUUAUUAUUAUUUUGUUUAUUUUAGUUUUUUUUUUAUAAAAAUAUUUGGCGUUCAAAUAUGGAGUACCUUAGUAUGUAAGUAUUUUUUGUAAGUACUUUAGUAUGUAUGUAUUUUUGUUUAUCUAGUUAUUUAUUAUUUUUGCAUACCAAAAAUGCAUCACAAAGUAGUAGCUAAGUACAAUGCAUAAUUAUAAAAUUUUAUUUGCGAUAUUGCAAAAGUUUUUGUAAAUAAAGUGAGUAAUUCGUAGAGCCAAAGUUUAGCAAUCGAUUUAUUAUAAAAGUAUUAUUGCUGUAAUACUAUUAUUAACUGGUAGGUUAAAUACUAUAUUUAUUUAUAAGUGUUUCAACAAGAAUUUGCAUCCAUAGUACUAAUCCGUUCAACUCGAAAAUAACUAGUUUGUAAUGGCUCCUCUACACCAUCCAGCACCAUGGAUGAUCAAUGGAGCAUUAUUGCUAUAAAAAACUAUGCUAUUACCAUAGGAAUCUGGACCAUGGUGGCUUUGGAAGAUAGGGAUUUUUUAAAGAUCCAGGACUUUCAACCGUCCGUUCAAUAAAGUUUUAUAGUUUCUUCAGGACUGACUUGUGGUGUAGAGGAGCCAUUAAUCUGCACGAAAAUAGGUAGUCCUUUUAACUUUAAUAAUAAGUAUUGCAAGCACAAAUUAAUAUCAAUCAAUUGAUUUUUUAUUCCCAUUUUCUGUUAAAUGUGACGUUGAAUAUGCAUUACUUUUUAAAAAAUGUCUAGUCUUUUUUAUAUAUUUAUCUGCCGCACCUGCUUAUUACCACACAAUUUUUUUUUGAAAAUCCAUAAUAAACACUGUACUUAACUAGUAUUUAGUUAAACAAUAAUUUAAAUUUAACUGUACUCUAAAAAUAUCUUAGUUAAAAAUUGUAAAUAUUUGAAAUGUAAAAAUAGUUUACUGAGCAUAAUUAUUACAUAAUACCUACCAUUUACAACUGCAAAGAUUAGUUUAAGUAUUAAAUUACUAUUUUUAAAGCUGCUACACGGUUUCUUGGCAAUUUAAGUUCUUGAAAUUCUCGGAGAAUUGAUUUUUUUCAGGCAAAGGUAAUUACACCGUAACUUAGUCCAACAAAAAAUAACUCCUAACUCAAUAGGUACGUACCUAUCUACUGAGGAGCAACAAUCCUCCGAGUUUGCAAAGACAUCAGAAACCAUAAAAAUUAAAUGUUAAUUUUUUUUCCGUAUUGGACGUUACGCUAGCCACACACGGUCAAGUCUGCAGCGUUUUAAGAUUUGGGUAGUGAAUAGAUAAAUAUCGAAAUAUCGUUAUGGGUACGUAGGUAUAGCUUCGGUUUUUUUUUACUACCCACAUCCCUAAGGCCUAAUUCGGACUAUUUUAGUAUUUUAGUCGUAUACAAAUAAUUUUUGGAUUUACCGCCCAAACAUCGUUCGUAAUCAACUAAAAUACUAAAGUUACGUAGUCCGAACUAGGCCUAAGUGUGUGCGACAGACUUGAUGAUAUGCUUGACAGUGUGUGGCCGGCGUUAGAGUAUUCUGUGCCAAAACCAAAUAGCGCUCCUGCGAUGUGAAGUCUUACAACUACUGUCUUUACCUUAAAAUAUUAUUCAGGAACAAUUAUUCGAAAAUGAAAAGUACAAUUUUUGUUUGAAUAUCAUAAAAAAAACGUAUGUUUUAUGCAAAAUAUAAUUUGCAAGUUCCACUGACGGAGCAGUAUUUGUUAUAUCUUGUUUGUAUAUUUGAGUUUAUUUUAAUGAAGCAUGAUGUAUUAAUGUUGUAUUGAGACUCGUUCGUGGUGAAUAAAAUUAUUGUGCAGAUA